This is a messenger RNA of Mytilinidion resinicola, 1123 nucleotides long. RefSeq lists its product as uncharacterized. The transcript has a single exon. The record is from RefSeq and is a predicted model, not a curated record. NCBI's taxonomy places the organism in Eukaryota, Fungi, Ascomycota, Dothideomycetes, Mytilinidiales, Mytilinidiaceae. Bases 98 to 634 code for a protein of 178 amino acids.
UUACUAACCUCACCUACUAGGAAUAUUAAUGCGAGCAACGAAUGGACCUUCGAUAUUGCUAAUUCUGAAAGAACCUUCAACAUUUACGACCACCACGAUGAACACGCUGAUGACCGUGCCUACCUUCAAUGGCGAACCAGGCGAGGAUCUCGCCCAAUUCCUACGCCGGUUGAGACUUCGUCUCACACCUCUCCUAAGGCAUUACACAGACGAAGAGGACCGGCGGGAAUUGAAGCUGAUGGAUCUGAUCGACCACCUCGGGGGUGAAGCCAAGAAACAUUACGAGAAUGCCACGUCCGAAACCGAGAACGACUUUAAUCUCCUCUGUAAAUCUCUGGAGGAUUGGAUGCAGAACAAACAAGAUAAUGGCGACGUCGAGAGAGCAAUCGAGGACUUCCUGCAUCUGUCUCAGGGCGAAAAGUCUAUGGAGGAAUAUAUUCGCUAUGCCAAGAAGAUCCAUAACGCCCUGCACAAAGUCCCGGAGAUGUCGAAUGCAGUGGUCAAGGAAGUCAAGUCGGAACAAGUGCGUGACAUUGCAGGAGCGAUUCUCUCACUCCAACAAAGCUUCAACUUCAAGGAAGCUGCAAAGGUUCUCCUGUCUUGUGAUAGCGGUAGUAUCAUCACGAACUUUUGAUUCCGAAGAUGGCUUCGAGGAUGACGAUUAUGAUUCCGAAGAUGACUUGGAGAACGACGAAUCGGACUUGGAGGAAGACGUCGAUCCUGAUGACGACGAAGAAGACUUUGAGUUUGACGCCGAAGAGCUCGUCGCUGCGGAAUCGAACGAACUAGGCCUAGCUAGGAGGUAGCUAGGAGGUAUCCGCCCCACGGACUAGAGAGAGCCUGAUAUCCACGGCGUGAUCCUUUACAUCCUGUGUUUUAGCACAUCGGUUGGUGCCGGAGACCAUCAAGAUUUUUCGUACCGCGGCAACACCUUCGUUGUUACGGUGUAGUUUCAAGCUAUUGUUGAAGGCUGCGGCGUAGUCAGAAUUGAGUAGCUGUGUCUGGUUGAUUGCCAGCAGAGCGGUAAUCUAAGAGGUUUCCUGAACGUAUUCUGAAUCCUGCAUAGAAUAGUGAUGUAAAAGACUUGGAGCUGUAAAUGAAACAUCUCAUAUUCUUCUUUCAC